This is a messenger RNA of Ilex paraguariensis (yerba mate), 1965 nucleotides long. NCBI's taxonomy places the organism in Eukaryota, Viridiplantae, Streptophyta, Magnoliopsida, Aquifoliales, Aquifoliaceae. The record is from the annotation of a GenBank genome assembly.
AUGGGUGAAAGAGGAUGGGAUGGAGAGGUGAAAAAGGAUAGGAUGGAGAGCUUAGGGACUGGAAAAGAGUCAGAAGAAAAUAAUUUGCUGCAACUAUUAUCAGAUGCUUGCCUAGUUGUUGAUGCUUUGGAGCCAUCUGUGAGGGAAGAUUUGGUGAAGAAUUUUUGCAGUAGGGAGCUUACUUCAUAUCGACAGAUCUUUGAAGGAGCUGAACUAGCAAAGUUGGAUAAAACAGAAAGGAGGUAUGCUUGGAUCAACCGUAGAUUAAGAUCAAAUGAAGAAAUCUGGAAAAUUUUUCCUCCUUCGUGGCAUGUUACUUAUUUGCUCUGUAUACAGUUCUGCAAGUUGACGAGGUCACAACUUCUGGAGAUUCUGGAAAAUCUGAAAGAAAAACCAGAUGUUGGAACACUGUUGCUGGCACUACAGAGAACUUUAGAAUUCGAGGAAGAGUUAGCAGAGAAAUUUGGAGGUGGCACCCGUGACAGAGAAAUGGGGACUGACAUCGAGGACAUUGAUAGAGGGGAAAAUAAUAGUCAAACUGUACUAGAUAUUCGAAAGAAAUAUGAGAAAAGGCUUGCUGCCCACCAAGGAAGUCGAAAUGAGAAAGAUGGACACAAGGAUUUGUCAGUGCCUGGAGCAGGGUUCAAUUUUCAUGGGAUUAUUUCAUCUUGCUUUGAACCUCACUUGACGGUAUAUGUAGAACUAGAAGAGAAAACUCUCAUGGAGAAUCUGGAGAAACUUGUUCAGGAAGAGACAUGGGAUAUUGAGGAAGGAAGUCAAACUAAUAUUUUAUCCAGUAGCAUGCAGGUCUUUUUGAUCAUCAGGAGAAGCUUAAAGCGCUGCAGCGCUUUGACCAAGAACCAAACUUUAUUUAAUUUGUUCAAGGUGCAGUUCAAUUUUGUAUCAUUCAACUGUGACUGGUUUGUCUAACGUACUUUCUUGCAGAAUAUUAGAAGCAAAUGGGUGGAUUGUUGUAUAGUUAGUAACUUACAAUCCCUUGCCAUUAAAAAAAAUUAUUAUCUUUUGAAGAAUUCAACAGCAAAUGGGAACGUUGACUCCACUUAGCCUUGAGGGCAGAAGCAUGUGGCACACUGCUUUCUAUGUAUUAUCUUUGAGUGCUCAUUUGUUAUGUUAUGUGUUAUUUUAUAUAAAAAAAAAUUUGUUAUUUUAUAGACUAAAUGUAGUUUGUACUUUGUGAUUAAAUAUAAAAGUUGAGUGUAGCUGUGUAACCUAACACAGUACUCUCUUCCAAUAUUCUUUCUUCUUCUCUUCCCUAAACCCUAACGACCUCAUAAUCUAAUUUGGUAUCAAACUUCAAAUCUAUCGAAAAAUCAUCGAAAAUUCAUCGUUGCAGCAAGCAGUGACUAACGCCAAUAUUUUGACGUCACCACCCAGUCUUUUAGAAUUUUUCGAGACCAUCUGUACUGACUUGUUCUCCUGAGCAUCAAGGUUAUUUUUGUGAAAUUUUUCGAUGCCAUCUGAUUGACUUUGUGAUUUUUUUAAUGUUUUUUUUUUGGGAAUUUUUGGCUUAAAUUUCAGAGCAGUUUUCUUGAUGCAAUCUAAUGCUUGGAUCUUGGUUUCUCUUAUUUGAUAGGGUGUGAUUAGGGCAGAUCUUGAAUGCCCAUAGCCCUUUUUUGCUAUUUGGAUCGAUUUGAGGAGUUUUUUUGACUCCUAGGUAUUUUAGCCCUUUGGUUGUGGGUUUGUUCUUGUGCCUGUUUCUUGCUUUUUCUACACAGGAAGUUGUUUAGACUUCUGUUGGGUUUUGUUGAUGCUACACAAAGGCUGUAUGACCACUAUGGGGGCUACUAUUUAGGUUUUGUUGCUGCGACACAAGGGUUAUACAACCACUAUUGGAGUCAUUUUUCAGAUGAGAUGUAGACUCUUCGGCGUCUAAUGACUCGCCUUGAUGUGUCAUCUGCUACAUCUCCUAAUUCUAUCUCUUCUUCCAACUUUGGUCAUACAGGU